Messenger RNA from Salvia hispanica, 6157 nucleotides. Its product is annotated as HEAT/U-box domain-containing protein. The record is from RefSeq and is a predicted model, not a curated record. Gene Ontology annotation, molecular function: ribosomal large subunit binding; zinc ion binding; ubiquitin protein ligase activity. NCBI's taxonomy places the organism in Eukaryota, Viridiplantae, Streptophyta, Magnoliopsida, Lamiales, Lamiaceae. Gene Ontology annotation, cellular component: RQC complex; cytosol. Gene Ontology annotation, biological process: rescue of stalled cytosolic ribosome; ribosome-associated ubiquitin-dependent protein catabolic process.
UCCAUCAAACCCAAAACCCCAAGCAGCUUAUUUCUCAGUUCAAAUUGAACUUACACAGUAUUUAAAUUAGCUCAGUGCUUUUGAUCUGAUUCAAUUCGAGUUGCAGAAAAUGGGAAAAGCCAAGGGAGAUGCUGCAAGAACCAAAUCUCGCCCCUCCAGCAGCAGCAUGGCUGCUUCACUGUUGCCGUCGGGCGCCACCGUGGUAGGGUUCGGAGGCUACGUUGGGAGUUCACGUGUGGACUCAUCACUCGCAUCGACGCCAGAUGCUGUUCCGGUAACGGAUAUUGACGGUGACCUGGCGCUGCAUUUGAAGCGGCUUUCGCGGAAAGAUCCCAUCACCAAGCUUAAAGCUUUGACAUCGCUUUCUCAACUUAUGGAAGAGAAAUCUGCAAAGGAAUUAGUAGUGAUCAUUCCUCAGUGGGCAUUUGAGUACAAGAAGCUGUUACUCGACUACAACAGAGAAGUUCGACGAGCAACACAUGAUACCAUGGCUAAUCUUGUUACUGUUGUGGGAAGAGACUUGGCUCCACACCUAAAGCCUUUGAUAGGACCAUGGUGGUUUUCGCAGUUUGAUUCAAUAUAUGAAGUUUCCCAAGCCGCAAAGCGGUCAUUUCAGACUGCAUUUCCGGCUCAGGAGAAACGAAUUGAUGCCUUGAUGUUCUAUUCAACUGAAAUAUUUACAUACAUAGAAGAAAAUCUGAAGCUCACUCCACAGAGUUUGUCUGAUAAAGCCACUGCAUCUGAUGAACUUGAAGAAAUGCAUCAACAGGUGCUUUCUUCAUCAUUACUCGCAGUAGCAGCUCUUUACGAUAUUUUCUUCGCUCGGUCUGGUUCAGAAUAUGUAACUGGUGAAUCGAAGUAUGGAGUGAAAGCCCGGAGUGUAGCUCUUACUUCUGCAGAAAAGUUGUUCUCAAAUCAUAAUUAUUUUCUAGAUUUUCUAAAGUCUCAAAGCCCAGUUAUUAGGUCAGCUGCAUAUUCAGUUAUUAGAAGUUGUUUGAAAAACAUUCCUCAUGCAAUCGGUGAAGGAGAUAUGAAAGUUCUUGCGGGAACCAUACUUGGUUGUUUCCAGGAAAAGAACCCAGCUUGCCAUUCAUCAAUGUGGGAAACUUUGUUUCUUUUCACAAAAAGCUUUCCAAACAGUUGGGCCUCUGUGAAUGUUCAAAAAACCAUAGUAAACCGAUUAUUAAAUUUUCUUAAGAAUGGCUGUUUUGGAUCUCAGCAAGUAUCAUAUCCAUCUCUGGUUCUGUUUUUGGAAAUAGUACCUUCAGAAGCAAUCAAUGGGGAGAAAUUUCUUAUUGAGUUUUUUAGAAGCCUCUGGGAAGGAAGAAGCCUGUCUUAUUCAUCACAAGCAGAUCAGCUUGCAUUUUUUCUUGCAGCAGAAGAAUGUUUUAUUUGGAGCUUGCCAAAUGCUUCCAGAUAUGUUGAUGGGGAAGAUGGCAUUUACCAUCUACAGUGUAAGCUUGUAGAUGAGAUUCUGCUAGGCCUAUUCUGGCAUGACUAUUUAUCGUCAGCCAGCUCAAAAGACCAGGAUGUACCCUUUUCAUCAUACUCUCUGGGCCAUUCAAAUAGUAGCAUCCAGCCUAUUUAUAAGGAGUCAAGAGAAGUAGUGAAAAGUAAGUAUUCGAGGGAUCGUGAGGAAAGUCUUGGGAAAUGCAUCAUUAAGAUCAUUUCUGGGAUUCACAGCAUAAAACACGAUCUGCUCUUGAUUUUUUCUUCAAAAUUUCAAGCGGGUUGUUUGGAUAUGUUUCAGAAAACAGAGUAUUCUUCUCAAAAAAUGCAGAAGAUAGUCAAAUUUAUUUUACUACUUGAUGGGGUGCAGAAAGGAGAGACAUGGCCUUUGCUGGACUUAGUCGGACCCACUUUGGCAAAGUCUUUCCCAUUAAUUGGGACACUCGACUCACUGGACGCAGUUCAGAUAAUUUUGGUUUCUGUAUCUGUAUUUGGACCUCGCAAGAUAACUCAAGAGCUUACAUGUAGUGAAUUGGGAGAGGAACAGUUUCUGAAAUCAUUCAAUGAGAUAAUUGUUCCUUGGUGCUUAAAAAUAUUUAGUCCAUCUACUGCUGCUAGAUUGGAUCUCUUGCUUGCCUUAGUUGAUGAUGAGUGCUUCUCAGAGCAGUGGGAUGCAAUUAUUUCAUAUAUAGUGGACAGAGAAAAGGUUGGUUUUGAUCCUGCGGCUGUGGAUAGAAACUGCAUAUCUGUCUUGGCUAUUUUAAUGGAGAAGAUAAGGGAGAGAACUAGGAUGACUGUUCGACACUCUGCAUUGUGUCAAGAAAACUGGCAUCAUGAACUUCUGGAUUUGGUUGCUGUUCAUGUUGCACAAGCCUAUCCCCCGUUUGGAAAUUCUGAUGCUCAAUUUUUGUGCGCUGUCCUCGGUGGAGGAUCAAAGGAUGAUAAUAUUUCCUUUGUCUCAUGGAACACAUCAGUUCUGAUAUUCAUGGAAGUCAGAAAGUGGCUAAUGACUUUUGUGAUGGAUUCUACAUUUUCUUGGGUUAAAGAUCUAGGUUCCUUUUUGUUUAACGGGAGAAGUCUUUCACACCGGAGUAUGGGAUCUUCUGAUACUGUUUUGGAGAAAACUCAUUUUGCCCUGGAUAUUCUCCGUGGUAGUUCUUUUUCUCUCAGUACAGUUGAGGCUGAAAGCGAGCUUCUUCAAGACAUAUUGGCUGCUGUUUUCAUAAUAGACUGGGAAUUUAACUGGGUUAAUGUUUCUGAGCACAAGUUUGAUGAAGAGCAUUCAGGAAAGACUGGGACCAGGUUGUCAUUUUAUGAGGCCGUCCAUGACUUCCGGUGCAAAGCAUGCGGACAGUUAUUGAAAGUGUUUGCUGUAAAUAGCCGGAAGGUUUUGGCAACUGCUUUGGCACAGGCAAUAAAAUGCACUAUGUUUAUGGAUAGUAUAUAUUCUUCAGAGAAUUUUAUUUCUUCCUGCUGCCAUUGGGCACUUGAUAUUUUUGAACUUUUCUGUCAAGACCAAGUUGAGGAACAACAGUUGUUGGACCAGUUAUUGAGUAAGAAUGAGUUGUGGCCAUUAUGGGUCGUACCAGAUAAGACUGGAGCCAGAUUGAGAACUGACAAUGUUCCUACUCAAGGACCCAAAAAUUCCAAAUUUGUUGCUCUGGUUGACAAACUAAUAUCUAAACUUGGAUUUGAUAGAAUAAUAGCUGGUUCUGUAUUUGAAGCAUCAGCUUCUUCUGCUGAGUGUUCUGUGGAUAACUUGGCAAUCAGUCAAUCACAUUAUUAUCGGCCUUGGCUUGCCGCUGAAAUUUUGUGCACAUGGAAAUGGCUAGGCGGCAGUAUUUUCAGUUCCUUUUUACCUUCUUUAAUCAGCUACGUGAAGAGUAGAGAUCAUGGUUUAUCAGAUUCAAUUUUGAGAAUUCUGCUUGAUGGUGCCCUUGUCCAUGGAGCUGGAAAUGGGUUAAAUCUCUUAUGGCAUGCUUCAGCUGAUGAGUUAGAGGCUGUUGAGGAACCCUUUUUGAGAGCGCUAGCAUCUUUACUCUCUACAUUGUUCCAAGAAGAUGUUUGGGGAAAUGACAAGGCUGCAUCACUCUUCAAAUUAUUACUGGAGAAACUCUACAUCGGUGAUGCUGUGAAUUCAAAUUGCUUGGAGGUUUUACCAUCUGUUGUCAACAUACUUAUUGUCCCUUUGGUCAUUGGAUAUGGAGAUUCUAUGAACAAUCAGCAUGAUCUGUAUAGACUAAGUGAAUUCCAUAGUGCAACAAUUGACUGGAUCAAGAAAACCAUAUCGUUCCCCGCACUGAAUACAUGGCAUACUGGAGAAGAUAUGGAGGACUGGCUUCAUUUGGUUAUUUCUUGUUUCCCUGUAAAAAUAACAGAGUUGAUAGGUGGGGUAAAACCAGGGAGGUAUGUCUCCCACGUGGAGAGAACCACGUUGUAUGAUCUGUUUCUGAAGCAGAGGCAGGGGGCCUCGGCUGUUAUAAAUAAGCUACCUUUAGUGCAGAAGCUGAUGUCGGAGUUGGUUGUUAUUUCAGUUGCUUAUUGCUGGGAAGAUUUUGACGAAGAUGACUGGAAAUUUGUUAUGCAUCAGCUAAGAUUUUGGAUCGAAGCAGCAGUAGUCAUGAUAGAAGAAAUUGUUGAAAAUAUCAAUCAAACUUUAACAGAUGGACCUAAUGAUUCCAAUGCUUCAUUAGAUAAGAUUAAAAUAAAUGUAGUAAGUAUUGAUUCUUUUGCCAUAGAACUUGCAAGAAAUGCACUUGUUGGGUUUUCUUUGCUUUGUUCCCUCAUCAAACCAUGGGACAAGUUACAGGAUGGAAAUGUAAAUCCUUUAGGGGAUGAUAAAUGGGAAUUCAUCACUGAUCGUAUAUUCGAAGGUGUUCUGCGUUUGUUUUUCUGCACUGCUGUGACAGAGGCAAUAGUGAAUGCACGUUGUCCUGAGGCUUCCUCUAUUAUUGCAUUGUCUAGACUUGAUCAUCGUAGGUUCUGGGAGUUGGUUGCUUCAUGUUCUGUUCAGUCUAGUCCACAUGCAAGAGACAAGGCUGUUAAAUCAUUAGAGGUUUGGGGGAUGAGUGAAGGAGCUAUAAGCUCUUUGUAUGCUUUAGUGUUUUCAUACAAACCUUUCCCACCUCUGCAAUAUGCGGCUUUUAUUCUUCUAUCGACUGAGCCUGUGGUUCAAUCGGCUAUUACAUACUGUAGGGAUGAUGGUACAACCAAUAAUGAGGAUUCUCUGGAUACACCAUCAGAAAAUGCUCAUUUAAGGGAAGAAAUUUCUCACAAACUAGAAAAAUUACCUCAUGAAGUUCAUGAAAUGGAUUUGGUGGCACAUGAACGGGUAAAUGUAUUAGUUGCUUGGUCUUUACUGCUAUCACAUAUAGUAUCCUUGCCAUCAUCAUCACCUGAAAGGGAGAGAAUGAUCCAAUAUGUGCAAAAUUCUACGAACCCAGCAAUACUGGACUGUCUUUUCCAGCACAUUCCCUUGGACCCAUACAUGGGCACCAGUUCAAAGAGAAAAGAUAUAGAGCUUCCUGCAGAAGUCUCUGAAGCAGCUAAUGCUGCAAGACGUGCUGUCACAUCAAGUUCGGUUUUGUUUUCUCUAGAGUUGCUUUGGCCCAUUGAACCUGCAAAAAUGGCUUCACUCGCCGGUGCAAUAUUCGGUUUGAUGCUUCAUAAUCUUCCAGCAUACGUCCGAGGGUGGUUUAGUGAUAUACGUGACCGCUCAGCAUUAUCUGCCAUUGAAUCUUUCACAAAAGCAUGGUGUAGCCCAACAUUGAUCUCAAAUGAAUUAUCUCAGAUUAAGAAAGCUAGUUUUGCGGAUGAGAAUUUCUCCAUUGUCGUGAGCAAGUCAGCUAAUGAGGUUGUGGCCACCUAUACAAAGGAUGAAACAGGGAUGGAUCUAGUGAUUCACCUUCCUCCAUCAUAUCCCCUGAGACCUGUUGAUGUAGAUUGUACCAGAAGCCUUGGCAUUAGUGAGGUCAAGCGAAGAAAAUGGUUAAUGUCUUUGAUGGCAUUUAUCCGCAAUCAGAAUGGGGCCUUAGCUGAGGCAAUAAGGAUAUGGAAAAACAAUUUUGACAAGGAAUUCGAAGGAGUUGAGGAGUGCCCUAUUUGUUACAGUGUCAUCCAUACCGUCAGCCAUAGUUUGCCACGUCUUGCAUGCAAGACCUGCAAGCAUAAAUUCCAUUCGGCUUGUCUUUACAAGUGGUUCUCGACUUCUCACAAAUCAACAUGUCCAUUGUGCCAGUCUCCUUUCUGAUGCUGUAAACUAUUAUAUGUUUAUGGCUGAAAUGAUUUCAAUCUCAGCUGCAUCAUAUAUUCCAAUUAGAGCCCUUUCGCACUGCAACACUCAAGUACAGAACCGUGCUUCUGAAAGACGAGUUGUGGUGAUCACGGGAUCACCCACGUGCUCUUUAUGUUUCUGAUCCCUGGGCUCCUUUUGUUGUGCCUAGAAACAAUGAUUUGAAUCCAUCAAGAUUCAGUAUCUUAAUAGAACUGACAAGGCAUAUCUGAAACCACCCACCUUGGUAAAUUACGAGGAAUCUACCCAUUUUGUAUUUGAAGAGACGAAGUAAUUAGAUGUGACAAUAGGUGCAUGCUAAAUUUUGGAAAUUUUACAUGGAUAUUUACUUUUCCCAACUUGUAAAUUGUAACGUAUUUGUAUUAGAGUUUUGAGGCAGAAUUUUGAAAUCGAAUAUUUAAAUCUUCACGAUUUUCA